Molecule: messenger RNA, 690 nt
Organism: Hyaloperonospora brassicae
Lineage: Eukaryota; Oomycota; Peronosporomycetes; Peronosporales; Peronosporaceae
Source: the annotation of a GenBank genome assembly
AUGCAGUGCGUCGUCCUCUCGGCCACUUGCGGCGGCUCAUUGGCGGCCGACGGCGUUGCGCGGCGCACGGCCUCGAGCGCUGUCCGGUCGGACGCGGCCUACCAGUCGAUCCCUCACGACGGCCCGGCGGCGCUUCGGGGAAAGGCCGCGGGCGCGCAGACGUUCGUGUGUGUGAGAAGUGCAUUGCGACGGUGGCCAGUGGCACUGCGUUUGCACGGAAGGCGGCGAAGCGACGCCGUCACGAGACGCGAACACGGACGUGAGCCGCAUGUCGCAGGAGAAGAUACUGUCAAGUGCGAUGCACAGCAAGAGCCAAUCGUCGGAGCAGUGGCAGCAAGUGGUACGUCGCACGUGCCUCAGCACAACGGCGUUUGUGGACCCGAAGCACGCGAAGAAGGCGAUGGGGAACACUGCGACUCGAUUGCAGGGGUCCGCAACUACCACGAGCCGUCGUUUCGGUCGGUCGCCACGUCGACGUACUCGAUUGCGAACCGAGCGGCGGAGCCUGUUGAGACUCCAGACGUGUGCAAGUACAAGAAGUUGGGCAGUGACCUGUUUUGCGCGUUGUGCUUUGGCAUGGCGGCUACGGGUGUUGUUUGGCUGCACUACUUGACGACGAUGUACCUGCAGCAGUACUUUUGUGACCAGGCGCGGCCGACGCUACCGUGCGACACGCACGUUGCCAGCUAG